AUGGAGGUGGCGGAGCCCAUGCCCGGCUACGCGACGCUGGUGCCGCGGGGCUGGGACAGCGCGCUGGCAGCCUGGCGGGGCUGCGGGGACUGCGGGGGCGGCUGGGGCUCCGGCCUCACCCGACACGCGCACCUGGCGCCCCGCGAGCUCGGGCUGCUGCUGCUGGGCGCGCUCGGCUGGAUGGGGCUGCGCGCCGCCGCCACCUCGGGGGUCUUCCGGGUCAGUGUGGGGCGCAGGGGGGGCGCGGGGCGCAGGGAGGUGCGCGGGGCGCAGGGGGUGCGCGGCCCCACAGGGAGGCCCCGGGACGCGGCCAAGCUCCCCGAGAGCGCCUGGAAGUUCCUGGUGUACCUGGGGGCCUGGAGCUACGGUGCCUACCUGCUCUUCGGGGCGGGGUACCCCUUCUUCCACGACCCGGCCGCCGCCUUCCACGGCUGCUCGUCCGGCAGGGCCGCGCCCCGCGACAUCCGGCGCCUCCCUGCUGCAGGGCGGCUCUGCGCCCGGUGUGGCCGCUCUACACGGACGCCUGGCGCGCGACUGCCGGUCCCCCGGCGCACCACGUGCUCGCUCGCGCUGCUGCUGCUGCUGCUGCUCGUGGCCUCCGACGCCUUUCGGGGAGCCGCGGCCGCCGACGCACUGACGCACGGACUUACAGCGCAAGGACCCGGGUUCGAGCCCCGUCCCCACCUGCAGGGGGAAGCGCCCAGGGCAGAGCAGCAGGCCUGCAGGUACCGUAACGUCGACCUCCUCGUGCUGUCCCUGCACGCCGCCGCCGACGUGCUGCUGGAGUUCACGAAGCUCAACAUCUACCUGAAGGGCCGCGGGCGCGCGCGGCGCGUGCACGAGCUGCUGGCCAACCUGGGCUGCGCGAGCUUCGGCGCCCGCGGGUUCCUGUUCCGGCCGUACUGGUUCCCGCUCAAGGCGCUGUCCGCCUCCCUGCACUGCAGCCUGCGCGCCGUGCCCGACAUCCCGUUCUGCUUCUUCUUCAACGCGCUGCUGCUGCUGCUGCUGCUGCUGCUGCUGCUGCUGCUGCUGCUGCUGCUGCUGCUGCUGCUGCUGCUGCUGCUGCUGCUGCUGCUGCUGGGCCUCGUGAACCUCUACUGGUUCCUGUACAUCCUGGCCUUUGCCGCCAAGAUGCUGACGGGCCAGAUGCGGGAGCUCAAGGACCUGCGUGAGUUCGAGGCGGAGCCCCCGAGCCCCAAGGCCGGCAAAGCCCAGUGACCCAGCAGCACUCGGACGGGACGGAGGGACGGACACUGGAGGCCAGGCCGCCCCCACCCCGGACAGGAGUCCCGAGAACCUUGUGCGGCUGCCCGAGGGGCGCUGGCCCCCGCAACAUUCCAGACCCGGCCCUGCAGGCCGCCCCCGGGAAGCCCUCGGGGUCACUCCGGGGGAGCUGGGCGGAAUAAAGACCAGGAGUGCCCAGGCCCUGGCCGCAGGACAUGCGGAUCUGGGGUGCAGGGGCUGCUUUCUGUGCCCGCACACCCAGGACGCCCCAUUCAACUCUGCCUCCCCCCCCCCCCGGCACUGGUGGCUGGAAGGUCAGCGCCUCCAGCUGGGCACUGGGCGACCAGAAGAGCCAGGGAAGAGCAGCGGCCACAGCUCCAGGCCCCUUGGCCCGAGAGGCCCUGGGUUCGAGUCCCGUCACCACAUGGGAGGACCGCAGAAAGCACUGGGGCUUCCCUUUGUCUGAUCUGUAACAGAGGAGCACACACGUCCCGAGUGUGAGCCCCGGUCACAGGAGACCUCAGGGGCCCAGAGCCAGGCGCCGGGGCCUCUGCUCUCUGCCUCUCCCCCUCUACCUAGGCGGGAAAAUAAUAAUCAGAGGUCUGCACAGGCACAGGCACGAGGCCCCAGCAGUAACCCUGGCGGCCAAGUAAACACACAAACACCUAAGCCUGGGGCU
Molecule: messenger RNA, 1903 nt
Organism: Erinaceus europaeus (western European hedgehog)
Lineage: Eukaryota; Metazoa; Chordata; Mammalia; Eulipotyphla; Erinaceidae
Gene: CERS1
Product: ceramide synthase 1
Exons: 7
Coding region: 1-1218 (405 amino acids)
Biological process (GO): ceramide biosynthetic process
Molecular function (GO): sphingosine N-acyltransferase activity
Source: RefSeq, a predicted model, not a curated record